UAUAUAUACCAGGGUUGGGGAGAAGAGAGGUACCAACCAAGAGGGAACUGCCAUCGGUUGCUUGACCCCAAGGAGGAAAGAACAAACAGUAGCAGAUUUUAGUGCCUCCCCAGCCUUUGUUGAUGGGCCGCAGUGCAAUUGCAAAAUCGACUGGUCUUCUCCGGGAAGUUAAGAACAGGCAAAGCUCUAACCUUACGAGCCAGGUGCAGCCAACAAAAGCAAGGUCAGCAGAGACAGCACUGUGGGUGCCACACCCAAAGACAGGGAUCUACUACCCCAGGGGCUUUGAGUGGGUCAUGGAGGAUGUCCCAAGCAGCGCAGCAACGUUCCAGCAGACAUACUGGCUCAGGAGCGGCGACGCAGACACAGCAAGCUCUCCCACGUCAACCGACGGCACAGCUGCCUUUGAUAAUCCAUUUCUGUGAAUGCAUAAGAGGCCUCACACUGGAAGAAUCACUGAUAGCAGCAGUUCUACAAGCCACCACCAUUGUUGCCAGGUCGAUACAUAAUAUGAUAAACCAGCUGCUCAGAUUUCCAGCAUGUAGGCACCGCAUCCACCGAAAGAUCAGUGUUAAACUCUGCAUUAAUCUUCGCUAUUGCAUUCUCAUUUUCACUGAUUUUACUUAAAUAAAAGCCGCACCUGAUUGUAAUAUUGGGAACAUUCUGAGCUAACAGUUUUAACUGUCAACCUUGGUGCAAAAAUUAUCCUACUAAUUAUAAUCUUCAGAAAAAAUAAUACAGCCUUCAGUUUU
Triticum dicoccoides is the source of this 752-nucleotide messenger RNA. RefSeq lists its product as uncharacterized. The transcript has 2 exons. NCBI's taxonomy places the organism in Eukaryota, Viridiplantae, Streptophyta, Magnoliopsida, Poales, Poaceae. The coding region runs from base 123 to 425 and encodes 100 amino acids. The record is from RefSeq and is a predicted model, not a curated record.